Molecule: messenger RNA, 5561 nt
Organism: Lineus longissimus
Lineage: Eukaryota; Metazoa; Nemertea; Pilidiophora; Heteronemertea; Lineidae
Product: E3 SUMO-protein ligase PIAS2-like
Exons: 16
Coding region: 10-2178 (722 amino acids)
Biological process (GO): regulation of transcription by RNA polymerase II; protein sumoylation
Cellular component (GO): chromatin
Molecular function (GO): zinc ion binding; SUMO ligase activity; transcription coregulator activity
Source: RefSeq, a predicted model, not a curated record
AAACGGAACAUGGCCGAUACCGCGGAAUUGAAGCACAUGGUAAUGAGCUUCCGGGUAUCCGAACUCCAGGUAUUACUGGGGUUCGCUGGCCGGAAUAAAAGUGGUCGAAAGCAGGAUUUGCUGAUGCGGGCUCUUCAGCUGAUCUCUAAGGGAUGCUCCACACCUGUACAAAUUAAAAUUAGAGAAUUAUAUAGGUUGAUGGUAAAAACUUGGACCAAUGCCCCCCAAGAUCAACCUGAUGCCAGAAGAAGCGAGCGAUGUCGGCCGGGAGCCAAACCCUACCCGUCAGCAUCAACAAGAAGUUCAGAUGCAGAUGACAGACUGCGGUAUCCAGGCAAGCUGAGUGGCUCAUCGAGUUUGCGAGGGCCUUCAUCAUCAAGUAAUUCAGAUCCAUCAAGACAUGGUCACCUGCUUUAUAAUGAACUAAUGACUGGAGCAGACUAUGCUAAACAUUCGAGUCAUUCAAGCACGUCAAGCCAGCAUUCCAGUGGUUUCCCAGUACAUCCAGAUGUUCGGUUUCAACGGCUGCCCUUCUAUGACGUUCUCGGUGAAUUGCUGAAGCCAUCAACAUUAGUGCCAAGAAAUACUUCACGGUUUCAAGAAACGUUUUUUGUGUUUCACCUCACACCGCAACAGGCCCAGGAUAUCGCGAUGUCCAGAGAUAUGCGACCUGGUUCAAAAUGUGAUUAUCAAGUUCAAGUCCAACUAAGAUUUACGCGGAUAGAAACUGGUACUCCCCAAGCAGAUGACUUUCCAACUGGUGCUCUUUUAAAAGUUAAUAGUAAAGUUGCUACACUGCCUAAUCCCAUCCCUACCAACAAGCCUGGUGUUGAGCCAAAGCGGCCGGGACGACCUGUCAACAUUACCUCAUUGUGUCGCAUCUCACCAACGAUUCCUAAUCAUGUGAAUAUCUCGUGGGCUUCGGAAUUCGCUCGGGGUUAUUGUGUGGGUGUGUACCUAGUCAGAAAGCAGUCGUCAGAUGUCUUAUUACAGAGACUAAAGGCCAAAGGAAUCAAACACGCAGAUCACUCGAGGGCUUUAAUUAAAGAGAAGCUCCAUCAAGAUCCUGACAGUGAAAUAGCCACAACGAGUCUCAGAGUGUCACUCUUGUGUCCUCUCGGAAAGAUGAGGAUGCGUUGUCCAAGCCGUUGCAAUACGUGUACACAUCUCCAGUGCUUUGAUGCUGAGACCUACCUGUUGAUGAACGAAAAGAAGCCUACUUGGAAAUGUCCUGUAUGUGAUAAACCAGCUACCUACGAUAGUCUUAUCAUUGAUGGACUUUUCUCCAAAAUAGUGCAGGAGUGCAGUCAGGAUUGUAAUGAUAUCCAGUUUGUUGAGGAUGGUUCAUGGAGUCCAUUCAAGCAGGUCAAAAAGGAAGUGAUCAUUUCAAGUCCUGCUACCAAGACGAGCUCUACUGCUUCUUCAUCUUCUUCAUCAGGGUCAGCUCCUGCACCUAAGAAGCCGAAGCCAGCUGUCAUAGACUUGACAUGGAGCAGUUCAGAAGAUGAUGAUGAUGAUGAUGAUCCCUUGCCGCUGACAAAGAAGUCACCCCAACGGUGCGUGAGUCCUAUGAGUUGUGCGCCACCACUGAUUGAUGUGGAUACACCACCUCAUUACAGUCCCAAGAGUCGGGGAGAAUCGGCUGCAAGCAAUCCUGUCCACCUGGACAGCCCCAUAUUCGUGGCAUCAUCAUCAUCACCUCAAUCACAAAAUUCCGGCCUGUCUAAUUGCAUAACGAUAGAUUAUGACACAACGGAUUCAUCUGGGACAAGGGUCUCGAAUUCUCCACGCACGCCAAAUAGCAGUGUCUCACCGCGAUCUACUUUGCGUACCCCGCCCACACUUCACACCACACCUCCACCCCUCAUCCCAAGUCCGCAGGCCGCUCACCGGCCAAUCAGUACAGUUGCACCGACAAUCAGUGCCACGCCUUCAAUGCUGCAUUCGGCCCACCUUGGCCUCUCGAUCCCGGUCCACAAUCCACCGCCAGCACACACUCGGUCACAUUUGUCAUCUCAUCUGCAGCAUCCUUUCUUGGGUACUGGCCUUGGUCUUUCUAGCAAUGAAGUGGAAGAUUUUUAUGGCAUGAUGAGUGGUAUCAAUUCUUUCCUGCCAUCAUCCCGUUAUAAGUCUUACCUGCCAUCAGGUCCCAGCUCAGAUGAUGAUUCCUCCUCUUGAUGGUAAAGUUUUCUUCGACAUUAAUUAUUGAAUGUGUCGAAUCAUGCUGCACGUACUAGCCUGUUGAAAAUGCUGAAUACGAUUAAUAUAUUGGUAUAAUCAUGAUAAAGAAGCAUGCAUUCAUAUUGGAGAAAUAUGCUACUCUCGCCCAACUACAUGUUCAGGAAACCUAAGGGCGUAUGAGGUGUCUUUACAACAAAGUCAAAUAGAUCAACUCUCCUACUUUUGGACUGAAAUCAUGAAUAUGAACCCCGCUUUAUAAUUGUGCUCUUGGCAGAGAUUUCAGCUUUCUUUGGGAGGGGGACCUGACAUGUUGAUUUCAUGUUUCCUCUCAAGUUCUCCGUAUUGCUUCAUCUUGACAAUGGUCAGUCGAGACUACCUAUGUGAUAUGCAUAUACUGUUUGUACAUAAGAAAAAAAUUGUAUUUGGUGACUUCCAAUAUAAGCUGGGUGCUGUUCUGAUGGGAAAAAGUAUUUGAGGUUGUGAUUAUAAAAUGAAUCGGUGGUCAGCAGUAUUCUCUGGCCUACUCAGCUGAAUUUUAGGGUUGAAUGUUGCUAGUAUAUGAUGAUUUUAUUCGGAGAGUAUUGAGGUUGUAAUCCUAGUGACCGACCCUUCAUUGUUUGGGUCUUUAGGUCAGAUCUCAUUAUAUUUUGUGUCGUACCAAUGAUUAAUUUGUCACCUUUUAUAUACACUCUGCAUAUAACUGUUUAUUUAUCUGUCAUGUACUUACAUGUACAAAUGAAGAUCAUUGAUAAAUUGCUUAUGUUUAUUAACUAGACAAAAUGACAGUUUUAUUUGGUCACAAUUGAGUUGGUUUGCAUAGUCAGUUUGUAGCUCUAGUAAACAACUGUGUUUACUGGGUUGCGGAAGGUCGAAAGGCGUAUUUUCCACAUAUGCCUAUUACAGGUAAAAUAGACCUAUUUUACACUACAGUCACCUCUCAGCCCUCAGAAUCCUGUCCACACAGUAAAAUAAUGACUCUGGAUUUACCCAGUUUGCAAAGUUGAACCCUGCUAGUCAGAUUUCUACUUGUGCAUUGUAUUUAUCUACUUGAAUAUUGAUGUAGAGUUACCUUUGUGUGUGAAGAAGUAAGUUACCUUUUUAUGUACUGUUAGGCUGUUCAAGAUGCAUGUUGUUCAGGGAGAAGGGGGGGGGGGGGCUAUUAUGGAGAUAACAGGGUUUAUGAUGAAUUGUAUGAGUUGGUCAGAAGACAAGAUAAAUGUUUGAAUGCUUUAUUGAUUUAUAAUGAUUCUGAUCUGUUAAGACGAAUCAUGGAGUUAUGGAGGGACUUAUUCGUGUAUGUAGUUGUAGUUACAUAAUGUCUCACAGACUAUAAACUCAGAGAUACCUAUUUGGUAACACUGACCUAAAAUCAAGUUGCACUGCAUAAUUUAGGUCCUACCUGAUCGGGUUGAAAUCCUGAUCACAUUCUGUAACUAGGCUGACAAUGCUAGUCAGAUAAUUUCAUUCAAAGGGUUUAAACUUGUUCAAAAUGUUUUUGCUAUGUUGAGGACCUGAUUAAUCACUUGUGGGAAGUUAACAUUACGUGAGGUUUACCAGUCAGUUGUGCUUGAUACAAAUGAUGUUGGUGACUGUCAGGUCUGAAGGUGCUGCCACACACAGUACAGUCGAAGAUCAUGUGGAUUUGUGUGGAUUAUGUAAGUAACUGCAGCAGGAACUGGUAAAAGUUCUUCUCCAAAUCUCUCAGUGUCAUUAGAAUGGAAGUUAUAUCCAGUUUUUCUCUGACAUUAUCAACAAAGUGUAUUGUGUGGAAAAACCAUUGUAUUUUUCUUGAAACUAGAAAUUGCACUUCGACUUCAACAUAUUGAAGAUGUUUUGUUACCCUCUUCAUAGUUUGAGCAAAUAAAAGGAGACUUUUUGGAGGAGAUGUGUUGCCAGUUGCCUGGUGUUGUCACGAAUUAUCAAUGAAAAUGUAAGUAAAUCAAUUAAGUGAAUUAUUUGAUCAAUAUGUGUGAAUUUUCACCGGUGAUUAUAACUGAUUAGGACCCAAGCGUGUACACGUAACAAUCUUGCUCUUGUGUUUGUGCUCCCAUCUCCCAAAAUCCAUUCACAAUUCACAUUCUUCAAAAAUCUGGUCAUCCCUCAUCACACCCACCAGCUUGGCAAAAUGCAUAUUUUGUAAAUCUUGUGUGAUUAAACGUAUAUUUUGUGAAACUGUGGAUUUUGUUCUUCAUUUGUGGCGAGAGAAUGGAGAGUGUCACAAGAGCUUGUGUAAGUUGCUGUGCAAGGCAAAAGUCGACCUUUAAGUUGUACUUCAUACCCUUGAAUGUUUCUUUUUAAAUCUUUGAUGUUAGUCAAUAGUAGACUGUAUUUUCAUCUGAUACCAAGAGAUCAUGACGAAAGACAUGCUCAGGUGUCUUUGCAUCUAAUGCUGUGAACAACUUCAAAGUUUUAGCUCGUACCUUGACGUGUGUGGUCUGGCUGAAAAUAUUUGAUGCUGCCCUCUCUAAGAGGAGCUGUAAGAACGCCUUUAUGAUGGUUAUCAGAUACCUAAACUGAUGAAUAAAGGGAUGAAUGUCUGGCAGCUUAAAGAUGGACUAAUCCGGACAUAUGUGACCUACUUUGCCAAUAGCAGGUGCUUAUCACAAGAAAAAUAUGAAAAAAUCAUAAAUGCUGACCUUCGGUGACCCUUUGUGAUUUGCUCUGAGGCGCUCUACUCUGGAAGGCUGAGAGAUUGAAGAGCCAACCAUAACUGAUGACAUGGUUGAUCAAAACGUAUGGAGACAUGAAGAGGAGAACAUUUUCCAGCAGGAAUAGUCCUUCAGAUUCAUUGAUCAAUAUCUGAAUCACAUUGACACAUGCACUGGCCAACAACACGUAAUGCAUCUCCCAGGAACAACCCCAGCAAGAGCAUUUAAAACCAAUUAAAAGAUGAUCACAAGUGGUGAUACUUCCAUGUCAUUUCUAGGCGCAGAAUUGUCUACUAGUAUUCAACAGGUGCGAAAGGAAUUUGAGGAGUCGCGUAGCCGAGUGGUUAACGCUGGUGACAACACUGAUGGGCCUAGGUGACAGGAAUAUGUUUUCUGAUAUACCGGUGGGGAGUCCAGGAACAAAUUCUGGGCUCUUCACAACAUAUGAACUAUCGAGACUCUGGUGGAUGAGACUAAAAGCCAUGGUCCCUUGUAGCUGAGUGUCUAUACCAGUAAAUGAUCCCACACAGGGGGAUAAAAGUAACCUGUAGUGGCCUCGCCAUGGUCCCUUGUAGCCGAGUGUCUAUACCAGUAAAUUAUCCCACACGGGGAUAAAAGUAACCUGUAGUGGCCUCGCAUCGCAACCAAAUACCAAAUAAGGAAAAUAUGCCGUAUUACUGAAUUGCUGUAGGUUGGCCGUAGUUCAUACACCAAUCUUUUCAACUGUUUGUU